AUGGCAGCCUCUGAGACCAUGCCCCAUGAUGAUCAUAUUGUCCUUGAUGAGACUGACCUGAGAAUUGUGCUGCUGGGUCGCAGAAAGUCUGAGAAGAGUUCAUCUGGAAACUCCAUCCUGGGCAGAGAAGAGUUUGAUCUGAAGAGAAGAACAGCUGAGUGUGUGAAGAGACAGGGAGAGGUAGCAGGCAGACAGCUCACAAUAGUCGAGGCUCCAGGAUGGUGGUGGAAUGAUUUAACAGAAACCCCUAAACUUACCACGAAAGAGAUUGAGCUCAGUGUGUCGCUGUGUCCUCCUGGUCCCCAUGCUCUGCUGCUGGCCAUACGUGUGAAUAGAUCAUUUACACAAAAUGAUAGAAGAGGAGUGCAGGAACACCUGGAGCUUCUAGGUGAGAGAGUGUGGAGACACACUAUACUGCUGUUCACCUGUGGAGACCAACUAGGAGACACCAUUGAGCAGCACAUUGAAAGUGAAGGAAAGAGUCUGCAGUGGCUGGUAGAGAAAUGUGGGAACAGAUAUCAUGUCUUCAACAACAAGAGGAGAGAUGACCACAUGCAGGUCACACAGCUGAUGGAGAAGAUAGAAGAGAUGGUGGCAGCAAACAGAGGACAGUGUUUUGAGAUGGAGAGAAGGAGAAUAGAAGAGAUGGGGGAAAAGAGAAUGGGGGGUGACGAACGAGCAAGAGAGAGGAUGAUGAAGGUGAUGAGAGAGAGAGAAUCACUCAGAUCACAGAUGGGUGCCUCUUAUCAUCUGCCAGAGUUGAGGAUUGUGCUUCUGGGAUUAAAAGAAUUUGGGAAAAGUUCAUCAGGAAACACAAUCCUCGGCAAAGAAGAGUUUGGUACUGCAGAGACAAUAGCUCAGUGUGUGAAGAGACAGGGGGAAGUAUUAGGGAGACACGUUACUGUGGUGGAUGCUCCAGGAUGGUGGAGAGUCCAAAAAGACGCAACAGUCAACAUAAUUAAGGAAUGGAUUGAGCUCAGUGUGUCUCUGUGUCCUCCUGGACCACAUGCUCUACUGCUGGCCAUACGUGUUGAUAGAUCAUUCCCUCAAAUCCGUAUAAUAUCAGCGCAGAAACACCUGGAGCUUCUGAGUGAGAGAGUUUGGAGUCACACCAUAGCGCUUUUCACCCGUGGAGACCGGCUGGGAGACACACCUAUUGAACAGCACAUCGAGAGUGAAGGACAGAGUCUGCAGUGCCUGGUAGAGAAGUGUGGCCACAGAUAUCAUGUCCUCAACAAUAAGAGGAGAGAUGACCACAUGCAGGUCAAGGAGCUCAUUGAGAAGAUAGAAGAGAUGGUCGCAGCAAACAGAGGACAGUGUUAUGAG
Molecule: messenger RNA, 1326 nt
Organism: Engraulis encrasicolus (European anchovy)
Lineage: Eukaryota; Metazoa; Chordata; Actinopteri; Clupeiformes; Engraulidae
Product: GTPase IMAP family member 4-like
Exons: 3
Molecular function (GO): GTP binding
Source: RefSeq, a predicted model, not a curated record